Molecule: messenger RNA, 861 nt
Organism: Salvia miltiorrhiza (redroot sage)
Lineage: Eukaryota; Viridiplantae; Streptophyta; Magnoliopsida; Lamiales; Lamiaceae
Exons: 3
Coding region: 1-861 (286 amino acids)
Source: RefSeq, a predicted model, not a curated record
AUGGAUAGAGAGAUCUUGGAUCCUCGACAGGAAAGACCUCAACUGAUCAGAGAGUUAGGCCGUCAUAGAAACAAUUACCCUUUGUGUAUUGUCCUUCCUGCCAUUAAUGGCAACGCUGAAAUACUGCCUGGUUUCAUUCAAGUGCUAACCAAGUUCGGUGAUUUACCUGGAGAAAGUGCACACAAGCAUCUCGCUGAAUUUGAUCUAGUUUGCUCAACUCUACGCCCUCAUGGUUUUACUGAAAAUAACUUGAGGCUAUUGACUUUUUCUCAUACUUUGCAGGGUAGAGCGAGAGAUUGGCUUUUUGAUCUUCCUCCUGGUUCGAUUAGAACUUGGGGAGAUUUAGAAGAACAAUUCUUGCGAAAAUUCUUUCCUGAGUCCAGAGCUGCAAAUUUGAGAAUGGCCAUUAGCAGCAUUAAACAGAAAAAGGCGGAGAGUCUAGCCGAUUAUUGGGAGAGAUUCCAACAGCUGUGUCGCAAGUGUCCUGAUCAUGGAUUUUCUGACUACCAAUUGAAAAUUGUUGACGCUGCUUGUGGUGGAAGCUUAACCAAUAAAACUUUGGACGAAGCAAAGCAACUCAUCAUUGAUAUGGUUUCAAAUGGCCAACAAUAUGAGGAUGAGGAUGAUGAUGAUGAUCGUUAUAGGCCAGUUCAGAAAGCAGAAGAUUCUAGCGUGAACGAGAAAAUUGAUGCUAUCACCUCUUUAUUUAGAGGACUUGAUGAUAAUAAUGUUGAACAAGCGUGCAUGGGAUCCGCUGAUGAGCAAGAGAUGAAUGCACAAAGGCCAAGGCGAAACGACCCUUUUUCCAACACCUACAAUGCAGGGUGGAGAAACCAUCCUAAUUUUAGGUGGAGACAGUAG